GGCUCCCCGGGGCAGCCGGAGCGGGGCCAGCGGGCGGCCCGUGGGGGGGGGAGCGCGGCCAGCGGGAGCCGCCGCAGGCAUCCGGAAGGUUCCGUGCCGGCCACCCCGACCCCUCCUCGCCGCUCUAUAAAUGCGGGCGGCGGCGGCUCCCAGCGGAGUGGAGGGUGCGGGACGAUGCCGGUGUGGCGGGCGCUGCUGUGGGCGGCCCUGGCCCUGGCCCUGGCCCUGGCCCUGGGCUGCAGCGCCGAGGACGGCGCCGGGCGCUGCACCUACUCGUUCACGGUGGCGAGCCCCGAGGACGGGAGCUGCCCCGGCGCCGAGCUGCGCGCCGAGCUAGCGGCGCUCACCGCCCGGCUGAGCCGCCUGGAGGGCCGCGACCCCGCCUGCGCCGAGCUGCUGCGGGACAGGGGCCGCCUGCAGGAGGAGAACGGGCGGCUGGAGCGCGAGAACCGGGAGCUGAGCCGGCGCCUGGAGAGCAGCGCCAGGGAGGCCGCUCGGCUCCGCGCCGCCCGCUGCCCGUCCGGCGCCCCCGGUAAAGCCCCUCGCUGGGACCCGCAGCCCCUCGCCUACCAGGAGCUGCAGUCGGAGAGGACGGAGGUUCCUGCAUCCCGGCUGCUGGAGGAGACGGCGCUCAGCCGCCCGGAAAGCGAGGACUCGGGCUGCGGCGAGCUGGUGUGGGUGGGGGAGCCCGUCGUCUUUGGCCGGGCAGACUCCAUCGCUGGUAAAUAUGGUGUGUGGAUGAAGGACCCUGAGCCCGUGCCCCCCUUCACGCGUGAGACCACCUGGCGUGUGGACGUGGUGGGCACGGAGGUGCGCCAGCUCUUCCAGUAUGAGGCUGCCGAGCAGCUGGCCCAGGGCUACCCUGCCAAGGUGCACAUCCUGCCACAGCCCCUGGAGAGCACCGGGGCUGUCGUGUACCGCGGUGGGCUCUUCUUCCAGCCCCGUCGCUCCCGCACUGUGGCUCGCUAUGACCUGCGGGGAGAGGCGGUGACGGCUGAGAGGGAGAUCCCCGGCGCCGGCUACCAUGGGCAGUACCCUUAUUCCUGGGGGGGCUACACUGACAUCGACCUGGCAGUGGAUGAGACGGGGCUCUGGGUGAUCUACAGCACCGAGAAGGCCAGAGGAGCCAUUGUCCUCUCCAAGCUGAACCCUGAGACGCUGGAGAUCCGGCGCACCUGGGAGACCAACAUUCGCAAGCGGGGGGUGGCCAACUCCUUCGUCAUCUGUGGCACCCUCUACACUGUCAGCAGCUACUCGGCGGCCAAUGCCACGAUCAACUUUGCCUACGACACAACCACCAGCACCAGCAGGGCCCUCAGCAUUCCCUUUGAGAACCGCUUCCGCUACCUCAGCAUGGUGGAUUACAACCCUGCUGAGCGGCAGCUUUUUGCCUGGGACAGCUUCAACAUGGUCACCUACCCCAUCCGCCUCUCCCAUGCGUGAGGUGGGGCCAGGGAUGCGCUGGCUUAGCCCCUUACAUCCCCCACGUGUGCCUCAGCAUCCCGCUUCCCCCCCCAGCUCCCUCCAGCGUGGCUGGGAGCGCCAGCUCAGACAGGCCCAGGCCAUGGUGGGGGCCACGUGCUGACCAGCCACAUUGCGAUGGAGUCCGUAAUGUCUCUGCUGGCUCCUCCAGCAGCACCCCAUUGUGCUCGAGUGCAGCAGAGGGAAAUUAAAUGCUUUUCUAGAGCCUGGUCAAGCUGGUGAAACGCCUCUUCCUGGCCUCAGUGGGUUUCUGAUGGGCCAGAGCAGUAUCCAGACCUGAGCUGCUCCAGUUUCCUCCAGGAGCACCUGGAGCAUGCCCCAGCCUGGCCACCCCAAAUUCAGCGCAGGGAGAGCUCAGGUGUGGCAAAGGCAGAGCAGGGCAGGUGGUGGAAAUGGAGAGAGGCUGCCCUGGAGGGUUCCACCUGAAAAUAAAUGCUUUCUUUGGUUGCAAGCAGCCGUCCUUUCUGCAACUCUGGGGGUUUGUUUCCAGGCUCUGUCUGGGCACAAGUCCCACUGCUGCCCCUCAGCCACCCAGCAGCAUUGGUUUUGGGAAGGCCUCCCCAGCUCAGGCUGGAGAGCAGCAACGGCCCCCCAACAGCAGCACUGCAGGGUAGAGCAUCCCUGCUUAGAGCCUGCAAGCCCUGCUCCAUCCCACACCCGUGGGCAUCCCAGAGCACAGGCGCCUUAAAAAAAAAAAUCAUCCAAGAGAAUCAAAAGCAGCUGGGAACAUGGACACUCACUGCAAAGCCUUGCAUUGAGG
Cuculus canorus (common cuckoo) is the source of this 2242-nucleotide messenger RNA. It is a transcript of the gene MYOC, whose product is annotated as myocilin. Bases 175 to 1443 code for a protein of 422 amino acids. Gene Ontology annotation, cellular component: Golgi apparatus. Gene Ontology annotation, biological process: signal transduction; osteoblast differentiation. The transcript has 3 exons. NCBI's taxonomy places the organism in Eukaryota, Metazoa, Chordata, Aves, Cuculiformes, Cuculidae. The record is from RefSeq and is a predicted model, not a curated record.